AUGGAAGAGCUACCUCUGGCUCAAUCUGACUGUCUACCUCCCAGUCCAGGCAGAGGGAACCUCCCAGGCCAGGCAGAGAGAACCUCCCAGGCCAGGCAGAGGGAACCUCCCAGUCCAGGCAGAGGGAACCUCCCAGGCCAGGCAGAGGGAACCUCCCAGGCCAGGCAGAGGGAACCUCCCAGUCCAGGCAGAGGGAACCUCCCAGGCCAGGCAGAGGGAACCUCCCAGGCCAGGCAGAGAGAACCUCCCAGGCCAGGCAGAGGGAACCUCCCAGUCCAGGCAGAGGGAACCUCCCAGGCCAGGCAGAGGGAACCUCCCAGGCCAGGCAGAGGGAACCUCCCAGGCCAGGCAGAGGGAACCUCCCAGGGCCUGUACCCCGCUGCCCUGUCUCAGGGCCUGUACCCCGCUACCCUGUCUCAGGGCCUGUACCUCGCUACCCUGUCUCAGGGCCUGUACCCUGCUACCCUGUCUCAGGGCCUGUACCCUACUACCCUGUCUCAGGGCCUGUACCCCGCUGCCCUGUCUCAGGGCCUGUACCCCGCUGCCCUGUCUCAGGGCCUGUACCCCGCUACCCUGUCUCAGGGCCUGUACCUCGCUACCCUGUCUCAGGGCCUGUACCCUGCUACCCUGUCUCAGGGCCUGUACCCUGCUACCCUGUCUCAGGGCCUGUACCUUGCUACCCUGUCUCAGGGCCUGUACCCUGCUACCCUGUCUCAGGGCCUGUACCUCGCUACCCUGUCUCAGGGCCUGUACCCUGCUACCCUGUCUCAGGGCCUGUACCCUGCUACCCUGUCUCAGGGCCUGUACCCUGCUACCAUGUCUCAGGGCCUGUACCCUGCUACCCUGUCUCAGGGCCUGUACCCUGCUACCCUGUCUCAGGGCCUGUACCCUGCUACCCUGUCUCAGGGCCUGUACCUUGCUACCCUGUCUCAGGGCCUGUACCCUGCUACCCUGUCUCAGGGCCUGUACCCUGCUACCCUGUCUCAGGGCCUGUACCCUCCUACCCUGUCUCAGGGCCUGUACCCUGCUACCCUGUCUCAGGGCCUGUACCCUGCUACCCUGUCUCAGGGCCUGUACCCUGCUACCCUGUCUCAGGGCCUGUACCCUACUACCCUGUCUCAGGGCCUGUACCCUGCUACCCUGUCUCAGGGCCUGUACCCUGCUACCCUGUCUCAGGGCCUGUACCCUGCUACCCUGUCUCAGGGCCUGUACCCUGCUACCCUGUCUCAGGGCCUGUACCCUGCUACCCUGUCUCAGGGCCUGUACCCUCCUACCCUGUCUCAGGGCCUGUACCCUGCUACCCUGUCUCAGGGCCUGUACCCUGCUACCCUGUCUCAGGGCCUGUACCCUGCUACCCUGUCUCAGGGCCUGUACCCUGCUACCCUGUCUCAGGGCCUGUACCCUGCUACCCUGUCUCAGGGCCUGUACCCUGCUACCCUGUCUCAGGGCCUGUACCCUCCUACCCUGUCUCAGGGCCUGUACCCUGCUACCCUGUCUCAGGGCCUGUACCCUGCUACCCUGUCUCAGGGCCUGUACCCUCCUACCCUGUCUCAGGGCCUGUACCCUGCUACCCUGUCUCAGGGCCUGUACCCUGCUACCCUGUCUCUGGGCCUGUACCCUGCUACCCUGUCUCAGGGCCUGUACCCUGCUACCCUGUCUCAGGGCCUGUACCCUCCUACCCUGUCUCAGGGCCUGUACCCUGCUACCCUGUCUCUGGGCCUGUACCCUGCUACCCUGUCCCAGGGCCUGUACCCUGCUACCCUGUCUCUGGGCCUGUACCCUGCUACCCUGUCUCAGGGCCUGUACCCUGCUCCCCUGUCCCUGGGCCUGUACCCUGCUACCCUGUCUCUGGGCCUGUACCCUGCUACCCUGUCUCAGGGCCUGUACCCUCCUACCCUGUCUCUGGGCCUGUACCCUCCUACCCUGUCUCUGGGCCUGUACCCUGCUACCCUGUCUCUUAGGUUUUGA
This is a messenger RNA of Salmo salar (Atlantic salmon), 1968 nucleotides long. The record is from RefSeq and is a predicted model, not a curated record. Lineage: Eukaryota; Metazoa; Chordata; Actinopteri; Salmoniformes; Salmonidae.